ACGGGCUUAUUUUGGUAGAAGCCCGAGCAAGAUUUAAAAGACAGACAGAAAGCCUUUUGACCACUUGAGAAGUGUGUAAGAAGCAAGAAAGAGUGUGGAUAAAACCCCCCAAGAACUGAACAAAACCUCCCUCCAUCUCCAUCUUCACCUCCAUGUCCUACACAACCAAGAACAACUUAGGUAACAAUGGAGUCUGUAGGUGCAGUGUUGGACCGACUCAAAUCCUUCGCCAAAUCUGGCCAAGACUUUUUCGACGGUCUUCUUCACCGUCGCAAUCCGAUUGAAAUCCUUAAACGCUUGCAAAGGGAAUCUUUCUCCGAUCUUAUGAAACUCAGAGACCGGCAAGAAAAGGUUGAGCAAAUACUUUCUUUCUACCAAUCCUCCAAAGACGGUCCCUUCCGUGAAGUUACCACUCACGUGAGAGGACACGUGGAUUUCUUGGGUGCUUUCUUGGUUUUGGAUAACCUUAAUCAGCAUAACUUAGAUGCUGUGAAUAGGUCCGGAAUUAGAACUGGUGUUGAUUCCAGGCUCGUUUUUGAAACAACUAUUGGGAAAAACGAUAAUCUUGCAGCAGAGUUUGUAUCCACUCAGAAAGGGAAGAAGGAACAUGUUGAUCAAAUGCCACUUUCUCUGGCCAAACUCAGCUACACGGCAAAUCUCAAUGAGUGGUUCUCUCUCAUGGCUAUCCCAAUCGGAGCCCAGUGCAGAGAUGUUGCAAUUGCUUCUAAUUCUUUUCACCAGCUGGGAAAGGGCCUUACAGACUUUUCCUCUUUUGGACCACCUCUUCUGAAUCUGCACUAUGGUAGCGCUAUUGGCAUAACUGUGAGACAUUCAAAUGUAAUUGCUUCAUUGGCUCAAUUGGUCGCUGGACUAGGAAUGCCGUCCGGUUCUAAUACGAUGGAGAAUAGAUCCAGCACUUUCGGUCAACUCAUGUGUCAGUUUCCUGGAGGAACAAAAUUGUCUGUUCUGGAUGUUUACCAUCUGCCUUUGUCAUCAAGGCAACUUAGAAAUUUUGGUUCUUUCACAAUUCCAAUAGUCUUGUCCAAGCAACGUGAACCCUCCGAGGCAGCUCCUGAAGCAUUAGGAACCCUGGUCUCAACUGGGUCUAUUGCAGUGAUGGUGGAGUCUGAACUUGAUGGCUUUACAAAAAUUGGAGGUUGGGUUGAGAUGAACAAAUCAAAUCCCAAAUCUGUACAAUGGGCUGUAACUGUGUCUGACAUUUCCGAAGAUUCAUUUGGCUGGGGAUUGAGUUUCAGUGGGAUAAAUGGAGAUUCAGCAAAUGGGUGUCAUCUUCAGGGUGAAUCCUAUCUAAAAUUUAACAUGGGUAACAAAUUUUGUUUGAAGCCAGGUUUUGCAUUGGCAGUGGAUGGGAAUUCUAAAAUUGCUGCUUUGAUGCUUCGCUCUAAUUGGUCCCUGUGAUGCUUAUGCUGCUGAUUGCUAUGUACUUCCAGUUUGUUCAGGCUCUCAACAUUUUUCACACCACGUGUAUAUGACUAAUCAUUCUUUGUUAUAUAGUUCUGUUUGGUCUAAAACAUGCUUGGUUUCCACUCCUGAAUGCAUUCCGGAUGGC
This is a messenger RNA of Abrus precatorius (Indian licorice), 1570 nucleotides long. RefSeq lists its product as uncharacterized. The transcript is spliced from 3 exons. Lineage: Eukaryota; Viridiplantae; Streptophyta; Magnoliopsida; Fabales; Fabaceae. The record is from RefSeq and is a predicted model, not a curated record. Bases 187 to 1419 code for a protein of 410 amino acids.